Molecule: messenger RNA, 408 nt
Organism: Cannabis sativa
Lineage: Eukaryota; Viridiplantae; Streptophyta; Magnoliopsida; Rosales; Cannabaceae
Exons: 4
Coding region: 1-408 (135 amino acids)
Source: RefSeq, a predicted model, not a curated record
AUGUGGUACUUUGAUAGUGGGUGUUCUAGACACAUGAUAGGUGAAAAAGAAUAUCUUGAGAACAUUAGACCAAUGCAGUGUGGAGAUGUUACAUUUGAAGAACAGAUUGAAGAUUUGCUUGAAAAGCCUGCUGCUGAGGAAAAGGACCUUGACGAAGCUACAGAAGCAUUUGUCGAGGCUACUGUGCAGGAAUCUGUUGCUACAGAAAUACCAACAACAAAAGAAUCUGAUGAUGCUGAUUGGGCAGGUAAUGCAGAUGAUAGAAAACGUACUAGUGAUGGAUGUUUCUAUCUUGGAAACAAUCUUGUUUCAUGGCACAACAAGAAGCAAAACUCAAUCUCUCUGUCCACAGCUGAGGCUGAGUAUAUUGUUGUGGGGACAAAGACAAGUGGACAUUGUGGAUUCUAG